AUGUGUAAAUUAAUGCGAAAUUAUAAGGAAUUUGGUCGAACAACGUCAAAUUUUUCAAAUCGUAAUAAUUCAAAAAUUAAUUCGGAACGGCGAUUAUCAACCGGUACACUUAACCGAUUAAUUCUUGUUGCACAAGCAUUGGAAUCAGAAGUGCAGUAUCGUCGACAAAUUGAUAUAAAUGGAAAGCGAAUUGUUAUUGCAUUACGAACUAUUAAUUUGUUACUACUAUUUACAAUUGAUGGAUUAAUUUUGAGCGGUGUUGGACAAUACCAUUCGAAUAUUGGCGGUAAAAGAUCAUUGAUGUUAACACCAAAUAAAUGGUAUUUUAAUAUUUAUUCAGAAUUACCCGCAACAUUUAGUGAAAUGCGCUUGAAUGGGCAAUAUUUUGCUACAGCUGUCACAACUGUCACAUUGAUAAUAACGAUUAUUUCACAUACCAUACAACUUUAUUGGUGCAAAUAUUCUCGUUUAUUGUGUAUGUGUUAUUCAUUUUGUGCGGUACCAUUUAUGUUAUUUGUUUUUGGCCUAGAAAUAUACUAUAGCACUUGUCCGUGGAUUAAUGAUUAUUAUCGGUUUGAUAUUCUACGCAGGGAUUAUUAUAAUUCAAUGGAAUCAUAUUUCGAUAUGCAAUGUGGUAUCAGUGGUUGGGCAUUGGCUGCGAUAUUAUCGGUGUUGUCAUGCAGUUUAUUUAUUAGUGAGGGUUUGGUAAGCGCAUUUUUUCGAUCAGAAUCUACUGGACGACAUAAUAAAAUUGAUGCCUUUCUCUAA
Molecule: messenger RNA, 768 nt
Organism: Brugia pahangi
Lineage: Eukaryota; Metazoa; Nematoda; Chromadorea; Rhabditida; Onchocercidae
Source: the annotation of a GenBank genome assembly